ACUGCGCGCGCGCUGGCUGGUUUCGGGGCUGGCAGCGUUCUUUCGGGUCCGCAGCGGCUUCGCUCCCCGCCCGCACUCGACCGCCCGCCGGCGUCUGUCUCUAACGGAGUCCCCGGCUCAGUUGAGGCCUACUUCCCCCUUCCUCCUUCUCUAGCGACAUGGCGCGGCCGUCCGUGCCCAGCUCUCAGAAGGCGCUACUGUUGGAACUGAAGGGGCUUCAGGAGGAGCCCGUGGAGGGCUUCCGAGUCAGCCUGGUGGACGAGGGGGAUCUCUACAACUGGGAGGUGGCCAUCUUCGGGCCCCCCAAUACCCACUACGAGGGUGGCUACUUCAAAGCUCGUCUCAGGUUCCCCAUCGACUACCCUUAUUCACCACCUGCCUUCAGAUUCCUGACAAAGAUGUGGCAUCCUAACAUAUAUGAGACUGGAGAUGUUUGCAUCUCCAUCCUUCACCCACCGGUGGACGACCCGCAAAGUGGGGAGCUGCCUUCAGAAAGGUGGAAUCCUACUCAGAACGUGAGGACGAUCCUCCUCAGUGUGAUCUCGCUGCUCAAUGAACCGAACACAUUCUCUCCGGCCAAUGUCGAUGCUUCUGUGAUGUACAGGAAAUGGAAGGAGAGCAAAGGGAAGGAUCAGGAAUAUACAGAUAUCAUCAGGAAGCAAGUCCUUGGAACCAAGGUGGAUGCCGAACGCGAUGGAGUCAAGGUCCCCACCACGCUGGCAGAGUACUGCGUGAAAACAAAGACUCCCGCGCCGGAUGAAGGCUCUGACCUCUUCUACGAUGACUAUUACGAGGACGACGAGAUGGAGGACGAAGUUGACAGUUGCUACGGCGACGAGGACGACUCCGGCAAUGAGGAAUCUUGAUGAGGGAUGCCUCCCGGGGGCCCUCCUCCCUCUUCUCCCCCUCCCCUUUUGCACCGCUGCCUCCUGAGGGGAGCAAUAAACUUAUCUUGACUUUUUUUGGUACUUGAACCCAGGAGGCAACAGCCGGCUGAGACAUAGAACCCUGUUUAGCCCUGAGGCAAAACUCUCUACCUCAAAAAAAGGGAGACUCAGCUUCUGCUUGUGGGGGCGGGGUGGGGGGGUGUGCCACGGGACAACUCCGCGUCAGGCGCGCCUGGCAGGAUCUGCAGUCCUGGGUCUUCUCCAGCUGGGAGAGCGGAAAGAGAGGGUAGCCAUUCCUACAGACCCAUCCCUGGUUGUUGCUGGAAAUCAAGUGGGUGGUUCUACCGGGACUGAGGAGAACACAAAGGAUGUUGCUUCCCAGCCCCACGAGGCUGUCAAACGGCACAGUGUCUGUGUGUGUGUGCGCGUGCUAUUUUUUCAAAUGCCACAUUAUUUUGGGAGAAUUUGUAGCAAGGGCUGUUUAGGAAAGCAAGGUGGGCAGAGUAGAUGGUUGAGCACAUUGACUGUAGUUUGAACUCCCCCCUCCCCCCCCCUUUAAAAAGUUUAAGUAAUUCUCAUUGGAGCCCUUCUGAAAUUGCAGUGCCACUUUCAGCCACUGGAGGACACUUGUGUUCUGCUGCCAAGUUCUAGAUGGUCUAAAGUCCUCUAACUGCUUGGGGAGUGGGAUCCUGCCCCCAAAACUUGUGGGGUUUUUUUUUGGGGGGGGGGUCAUUUGCAACUGGGAUAUAUUAGGAAACCAGAGGGUCUGUAAGAAAGAGGUGGGAGUUCAUGGUCAGACAAUGAUGAGGGGGGCUUUUUUUGUCAACACAGAGUGGGAGUUCUUGCUUUUGUGGUCUUAUUUUCCCCCUCUUGG
Molecule: messenger RNA, 1761 nt
Organism: Gekko japonicus
Lineage: Eukaryota; Metazoa; Chordata; Lepidosauria; Squamata; Gekkonidae
Gene: CDC34
Product: cell division cycle 34
Exons: 5
Coding region: 159-866 (235 amino acids)
Biological process (GO): ubiquitin-dependent protein catabolic process; protein polyubiquitination
Molecular function (GO): ubiquitin conjugating enzyme activity
Source: RefSeq, a predicted model, not a curated record